AUGGAAACUCCAUCAAAUGAUGUUCCAUCAUAUAAUGGCACAAUGCCAAUUUCAGAACAUGAAAGAGAAGAAUUAAAAAAAGAGUUACAAAAGACUGAGGAAGAAAUUCAAACUUUACGUCAAGUAUUAAAUGCUCGUGUUAAACAUGCACAAGAAUUGAAAAAAAAGUUAGGUGUAUCACCACUUGCUGAAGUUACCAGUGAAAUAAAUGAUUCUCUUCGUCAAGUAAAAGAUAGUCAAGCUUAUCAAAAAACUGCUGAAGUUGCUGCUGCUACAGCUGAAACAGUUGCUACAAAAUGGAAUGAAAUGAAGAAUUCUUCUCUUUUUAAAUCUUUUGAAUCAAAAUUGGGAAGUGCUUACAAUAAUGCUAAAAUUGUUGCUUCAACAUCAAUUGAUCAUUUAUCUGGUAUUCGUUCAUCUCAUAAUUCAGCUGCUCCAACACCACAGACAGAAGGACCACCGUCGCGUUUGUCAUAA
Strongyloides ratti is the source of this 477-nucleotide messenger RNA. Its product is annotated as Tumour protein D52 family-containing protein. NCBI's taxonomy places the organism in Eukaryota, Metazoa, Nematoda, Chromadorea, Rhabditida, Strongyloididae. Bases 1 to 477 code for a protein of 158 amino acids. The record is from RefSeq and is a predicted model, not a curated record. Gene Ontology annotation, cellular component: cytoplasm. The transcript has 3 exons.